UUCUCUUGAACUGUGAUUUUCUGUUUUAUGAAACUUUAUUAAUAAGCCCUCUGGAAUUUGUAUCGCACAUUCCAUCGCUUUUACUCGUUUUAGUUUUUCGAAAGUAUAGAUAGAGUUCCAGGGUACGCUCAUUCGCAUACGAGACGAGAGUUCACCGUUCCUACUAAGAACCUGACCCUUGAUCGUGAUAUUUACCCUAUUUAAAAGUCCACAGUGGCUUUCGUUAUCAUAUCUGGGCUUAUCAGCGUGAUUUGCAGUUCGCUGUGGCUGCUAGGUAUUCAGUGGCGAGCGCAAAAUCUUCUCAAACCCCCGCAAGAUGGCCAGUAGUGCGAAACAACCCGCCCAUCUGAAUCUCGAACGGUUCGGCACCGUGUUGCGCGUUACGAUCAAUAAUCCGCGCAAAAAGAAUGCCCUCAAUCGACAGGCCUACAAGGAUGUGUGCGAUACCUUGAACGCCGCUAACCGCGAUGAUACUGUGAAUGUCGUCGUGCUGACCGGAACCGGCGAUUUCUACAGCUCCGGCAACGACAUCAGCUCCAUCAUCGCGGAGGAUGGUCCGGCGGAAGAGAAGUUGGCGAAGGGAAACGCUAUCCUGCGGGACAUGGUUCGUGCGUUCAUUAACUUUGAUAAGCUGCUGAUUGGGAUAGUGAAUGGACCGGCCAUUGGCAUCGCCGCUACCACGGUGCUGCUGUGCGAUGUGGUUUACAUGGUGGACACGGCCUACUUCUACACUCCCUUCUCCAAUCUCGGACUGUGUGCGGAAGGUGGAUCAUCUUAUAGCUUCCCGUUGCUGAUGGGUCGCAGUAAGGCAUCGGAAAUGUUGCUCCUCAAUCACCGGAUGACUGCAGAGGAAGCCCUUCGCUUCGGUGUCGUUGCCGACGUCUUAAAGCGAGAUGAAAUCGAAUCGAAACUCUGGCCGCGCGUCUUGGAGUAUGGUACACUGCCGGUCGGUUCGAUCAUCGCCACCAAGAAGCUGCUCAAUCGGUUCCAACGCGACAAGCUACACGAAGCGAAUGAUAGCGAAACCAACAUGCUUAGUGAGCGAUGGCAAACGGAAGAAGCUCUUGAAGCGAUUAUGAAAUUUAUGACGAGAAAGAGCAAAUUGUAA
Molecule: messenger RNA, 1108 nt
Organism: Anopheles darlingi
Lineage: Eukaryota; Metazoa; Arthropoda; Insecta; Diptera; Culicidae
Gene: Dci
Product: enoyl-CoA delta isomerase 2
Exons: 1
Coding region: 317-1108 (263 amino acids)
Source: RefSeq, a predicted model, not a curated record